Messenger RNA from Tremella mesenterica DSM 1558, 1224 nucleotides. RefSeq lists its product as uncharacterized. The transcript is spliced from 4 exons. The record is from RefSeq and is a predicted model, not a curated record. The annotation marks the transcript as partial. NCBI's taxonomy places the organism in Eukaryota, Fungi, Basidiomycota, Tremellomycetes, Tremellales, Tremellaceae. Gene Ontology annotation, molecular function: protein binding. Gene Ontology annotation, cellular component: mRNA cleavage and polyadenylation specificity factor complex.
AUGUCUGUCGCGGGUCCUUCUCGACCUUCAGAUAGCUGGCAUCCUUCCCGAUAUCUAGAGCCAAAUCAUCCCGAUAAUGAAGAAGUGCAUGAACAAGCUUCCUAUCAAGCAGCUGUCACACGUCUGGCCAAUGAUGAGAGGAAGAGGGCGAGAUACAAACCUCGAAGAACCGUCGAUUUCACCAGCGGAGUGGUCAAAUGGCGUCAGCUGACAAAGCUCAAAAGCAUACCUGAUGUCCUACCUACCAUUCAUCCGAAUCCGUCAGAUAUCAUCAAUCUUCUCCCUCCCGCUGCACAUAGAACCAAUCCCUCCACUUCGAUAUGUGAUCAUUUCGUACAUACAUCCAUCAACAAAGAACGUUCCCCGACUAGAGUGGUAAAAUGGACACCUGAUGCACGUCGUCUUCUGACCGGCAAUGAUAAAGGACAAUUUACCCUUUGGAACGGAGCGUCAUUCAAUUAUGAAUCUAUCACUCAAGUACAUGACGAUUCAAUAAGAGCAAUGGCAUACUCUCAUAAUGGUCAAGCACUCGUCUCGACCGACAGAUUAGGAAUGAUCAAAUAUUUCACUCCUCAUUUGACCAACAUUCAUGGGUUUGCAGGACAUAGAGAGGCUUGUCAUGGUGUUUCUUGGAGUCCGAAUGAUGAGAGGUUUGUGACUGGUGGAGAUGAUGGAUUGGUCAAGAUCUGGGAUUAUAGAGAAGGGAAGGAGGAGAAGGUGUUGAGUGGACAUGGAUGGGAUGUCAGAUGUGUUGAUUGGCAUCCUUCAAAAGGUUUAGUGGUCAGUGGAAGUAAAGAUAUGUUGGUCAAAUUUUGGGACCCUAGGACGGGGAAGGAUUUGAGUACUUUACACUCCCACAAAUCAACCAUCAACACUUGUGCCUGGUCUCCUUCCGGUCAUCUAGUCGCUACAGCAGGAGGUGAUUCCACCGUCCGUCUCUUUGACAUUCGUACUUUCCGCGAACUUGAACCUCUGAAAGGUCAUACGAAAGAAAUCAACACAAUCGAAUGGCAUCCUAUCCAUCCAUCACUCUUCGUCACUGGUGAUGCGGCAGGAGCCAUAGCUUAUUGGUCUUUGGUCUCUCCUGAUCCGUCCAAACCCAUCAGCAUGUUAGAGUCCGCACAUGAAGAUGGUGUUUUCUCCCUUGCUUUUCAUCCCCUCGGUCAUCUUUUAUGUUCCGGAAGUAAAGAUUUCACUGCUAGGUUUUGGUGUAGAGCUCGUCCG